Anneissia japonica is the source of this 3497-nucleotide messenger RNA. Its product is annotated as transmembrane protein adipocyte-associated 1 homolog. Gene Ontology annotation, biological process: G protein-coupled receptor signaling pathway. Lineage: Eukaryota; Metazoa; Echinodermata; Crinoidea; Comatulida; Comatulidae. Gene Ontology annotation, molecular function: G protein-coupled receptor activity. The record is from RefSeq and is a predicted model, not a curated record. Gene Ontology annotation, cellular component: plasma membrane.
UCAUCACAUCGCACGACAUACGAUCGUCAGCAAGGUGUCCAGAAGUUGUUUUGAAUGCAUUUAAAGUAGCUAGAAAGUACGGAUUGUACAUGUUUACAAGGACAGGGUCAGUGAACCCCGUCACACAAUCAACUGUCAUGCAAACCACAAACCAAAUGACCACCAUGAGCACCAUGACCACUGGGAAUGCAUCGGAUAUCAACAACAUACAACAUUGUCUCCUUGUACUAUAUUCUAGUAUUGGGGACUCACAAAUACGAUAUUGGGAUUUAGCGCUUUUGAUUCCCAAUAUGCUGUUUUUAAUUUUCCUGAUUGUGAAAGCAAAAGCUGCCAUUGUCAAACUGAGGCAGACAACCAGUCCGAUUUUUGUUACAUUCUAUAUAACAGUGUUUACAAUUGCAGUAAUCAGCGUAGUAAGGGGAGUUGUCUCAAUGAUGGUUGCGUCAUCCACAAGGGCUGGUGAUAUAGUUGAUACUGCUCUUUGGUUGAUCCUGAAGUUCUUUCUACUUGGAGCUGAGCUGAGUGUUCUGACCUUUGGCCUUGCAUUUGGACACCUUGACAGUAACUCAAGCAUCAAGAGAGUUCUUCUGGUGACAGCCUUCAUCUCCUUAGCAUACUCAACCUCACAGGGAGUCCUGGAGGUGAGAUAUCCAGAUUCACAUUUUGAUAAUGAUAAUCCAAAGGUUGAGUUUGACGUUUUUGCUCAUGGUGGCACUAUAUUCUUCUUCACAAGUUCACUUGUCUUUUUCUUGAUAUAUUCAGUGGUGCUAAUUUUACCUUGUACAAGAUUAAGGAACUCAAUACAACUACCAUCCAAACGUUCCUUCUAUUACUACUGUACUUGCCUGUCGGUCCUCAAUGGUAUACAAGCCAUUGGAUGUGCAAUAUUACACUAUAACAUAACACAGGGUCUUUGCAUAAUUGAUGUAACUUCUUACCUGUACUUCACUUGUUUUGCUCCGCUUGUGUACCUUACAUUCCUCCACAACUUCUUAAGAAGUCCGCAGCCAGCCCUUCUCUUUUCCUACAAGCCUCAGAUUGACGAAGUUGACGAUGAAACACACACAUUUCCUCGAACGAUUACCAGAGUUGCCGAAUCACCCAUCAACAUCAUGUAUGAAAGUACAGAGUUUGCAGGACAUAGCAACCCCAAUAGCUAUCUCAGUGACCAAACUUAUAGUCUGAAUGCUGGUACAGAAAAGCAGAGUCCGGAUGCAUAAUAUUUUAGAAUGUGCAAAACUUGAGAAGAAUUUUCCAAAAUGAUACUGCAUGUGUUGCGAUGGAUUUAUAACAGAAUAUUUUCAUAUACGUUACCAGAGAUUAAAUCUACUUUUUUAAAAAUAUGAUGUCAAUAUGUUGAGAAUUUUUUUUUUUAUAUUCUCAGCAAUAUGUACAAGAAUAUAUGUACCUUAUGUUUAUGUACUAUAUGUACUCUUUGUUAAAAAGGUUCAUUAUUGUUUAUGUGGUUGUUAAAUGUAAAAUAUAUUUUACACAUAUAUUCUUUGCUAAUCAGCAUUAUCAUUAUACAAACUAAGCAAUUAAAUAGUAAUGUUUAUUAUGUGAAUAACAUCAAAUCAGCAGUUUUUAUUUAAAAAGUUGAAAACUUUUGUGAUGCUUUGAAGUCAGCAAUUGCUGGUUAUGUAAAAGUAACAUGAUAAAGAGCCCUGGAUGUUUUAUUUUAACUGGUAUAGAAGUAUGAAUGGGAAGUAUAUUUAAAAGUCCCUUUGAGAAGUAUAUUAAUUAGUGUGUGUAUGUCAGUGAGGUUCACGGACCAAAUUCAAAUAAUUUUAUGAUAUAAAUAUUUGAGGUUUUACUUGUUUGAUAGUUGUACUUGAUCUAUCUAAAAGAGUCGAAAUUAAUUAAAUCAAAGUUUAUUUAUAAGACCAUUGAUUUUUUUUAUCAAAAAAUAUGAAAAUUCCAAAAAUUUAGACAAAUAUUUUUUAAACUAACAAAGUUUAUGGUUCACUGAAUUGUUGUUUACCCAGUAGUAAUGAGAAAACUUUACAAUUUCUUUCACUGCGGUUGCUCAAAGAAACAAAUAUUUUCAUUUCAUUGCAUUCAGACAAGUGAAUGCAUAGAGUGUAAACUUAUUAAAAGCUUUGUUAGCAACUAAUGAGGCUUGUCAACUUCAGUUACAUUGCCAUUUUAUCCAAAGAAGUAUUAAAUUAUAGUCUUGUGGUGUAAUCACAAAAUUCAAUUACACUAUUAAAAAAUCUACAGGUAUUUGGCUUCUUUCGUAUUCUGUUACUUUCGCUAUUGCAAAAAGUAGUAACUAGUGAAAUAGAUUGCACUGGAUUUAUUUUAGAGAUUAAUAUUUUGAAGAUGCAAUAGUACUUAUACUGGGUUAUCUGAGUAGGUGAAUCACUUUAAAUACUUAUGAUAUCGUAACUGUUGAAAGGGACUUUUCCAAAUAAUAAUACAGUAUAACUAAAUACACUUCUUUGGAAUGUGAUAGACUCACUGAAAAACUUUAUUCAUGUUAUGUGUUAAAAUUGAUUACUAUUGGAGUAACGUACCAGUGUUCAUUUACUGUAAACACAAAUAAGCUUUUUAAUAGAAACUGAUAAACUGUUUUUACUAUUACACUGGGAUGGUAAUGUUCAUUUAUUACAUAUACAAUCAUACUGUAACAGAUGAAAUAAUAUUACUAUUUAGGUAAGUUCUACUUCUACCAUGGGGUUGAUAUUAGAUUUGUGUUUUAGCGAUGAAAUAGUAUUAAUAUUCUUUGCAAUGACGAGAGAAAAUGGAGUACUGGUUGCACUCUAUAUUUUGAGUACAAUAGUAUAAGAGAUGAAAUAGUUCACUACUAUGACAGAAUGUGUGUGUUAAUGAAAUAAUGAACUAUAAAAUUCAUUAAAGAACAUUUUUCAGCGAUCUGUUGUGAAGAUCUCAGAGAUCUCACUGAAAAAAUAGGCCCGAUUCGUUCGUAUUACUGUAUAUAAAUGUUAUUGCAAAGUAUAUAAGUUUAUAUUGCAAUACUCUUUAACAUGUCAACAUAUUUGUAUAUAGCUGCAUAAAAAAAUUAAACGCUUUAUUGAGCUUGUAAAUAAUGAGGGAAAAGGGAGUUAUCGGAAACAAUAUAAACAGAUGUAUGUAUAUUAAUAAAGAUAAAACAUUUCUUAAUGUACCUUAUUUGUAUUUUGCUUUGUAAGAAAAAAAAAUAUUGUUUCGUAUAUUGCAGACGAUCCUUACUGAGCACUAAGCAUUAGUUCGAGAAAGGAAAAAUGAGCUCUGAAUCAGUUAACAUGAUAUCCGUUCUUAUUAGAAUUACGAAUACGAUUUAUGAUUCUCGUAAAACAGACACGCGGUCGAUGAGAGAGUUCACUGCAUGAACAAAAUGUCGAGAUUUUUAUACAAAUGUAAAAUCUGUCAAUUUGUCUUUAACAAAAGACUUCAAAGAGUUAUAGUGAUUCAUUUGCUUUACUGUCUUCCCCCUUCCCCACCCACGACCAUUUUGCUGUAUUGUUAACGUCAACAAAUAAACGAAAGGAAAUAAA